AGCAAUCAUUGUGAAGCGCAUUUGAUUGCGGCCACCACCGAAAUUGAGGCGCUAAAGCAGGCUUUACUUGAUAAACACAAUCAAAUAGUAGCCAUGGAAACGGCAUGUAUACAGGAUACGGAACGUCAACUUGAAUUGGAGGACAGUGUAAUUGCGUGGCAAGAUAAAUAUGAUCGUUUGUAUGAGUCGCAUAAGCGAGUGCAAAAGGUAAACCAAAGCUUGGAGGAUAAGCUAUUAAAAUUGGUGGAUCGAAAUACUGGCGAGCGAGCGCAAUUGACCAGCGAUGUGGCAACGUUGAGUGUACGUUUGGCACAGGCGAAUUUCAAUAUAGCCAAGUUGCAGCGAGAAAUUGAACGCUACAAGUCUGAUAUAAAUUUAGCGAUACAACUGUUGCAAUGCAAACCGGAUAGUUUUAUGUCACAGAAAGUAUCAUCGCUACCCAUCGACAUUCAAUCGAAAGUAUCAGCCUACAUGCGCCUGGAGACAAAUUCACAUUCCGAUUCGGAGGGCAGCACUAGCGGUGUGGGUACCGCCACCACAGCUUCCUACAAAGUACUUCCAGCAUCGGAUUCACCACCGCCAACAGCGUGCCCCUUCCCGCCCACAGCAAUGGUAUACUCAAUGCGGGGGCUUGGUAAGUACGCCAAGCGCAAUUCAACAGAUUCCAAUAUGAAUCUCAGCAAUAAUAAUAACAACAUUGACAAUGGCAAUAACGAAAACAAUAAUAUCAAAGAGCCACUACUUAAUAAUAACAUAACAGCCACCAAUAACAAUGCCUGCGAAUCGUCCAACACCGAACUGAAUACUGACGUCAUAGCAAAUGGCAACAAUAAUACAAAUACAACAACAAAUUCAUCACCCCUUAGUAAUGGCGAUUCAAAUGAUCCCGAUAUGAUUUCACCCAUUAUUAUGGCCAAGUUCCUGGAGGAUGAACUGAAAGCGAGUGAAGUGAAACACUGUGACACUUGUCAAUGCUCCAAGCAGGAUCUAACGGUGUUGGCUGAUGUGUCGCGCUCCUAUACAGUCUCCACGCAAACACCUUAUCAACUGCCGCUUAGUGGCGGCGGCGGCAAUCUCAGUGAACCGCUCACACAAUUGUGCCUACGUUGUCACAGCAAUUUGAAUUCACCUUCACGCACCAAUAGCCCCUAUCUAAUGAAAUUGGUUAAGUCCAGCGAUUCUGUGAUCUCGGAAACGAAAAGCUCCGUAUCGGAUCUCAAUGAUAUGGAUAAAUUGUUUACGCCGGCCAAGAAGGAUGACUUGAUGGUGAAUCCCAUAUUGGGGCAUCAUCGUUUGUGUGAUCGCACGGCGGGUAGUGGCGCUUUGCAACACCAAAAUAGCAUCGCCGCUGCAAAGUUGAGCACCACACUACUUUAUCCCACCACACAUUUGGGUACAUAUGGCACUGAGAAGUAUUUGUUGGAGACGAAUAGCCCGGCAACGGGGGUUACACAAAUGAAAACUAGUUAUCAGCGACGAUUUCUGGAAGGUGGUGGCACAGCGUUGGAGUUGCUUAAUGGCGUUGUCAGCACAGUUGGUUCGAACGCAAUGCAAAAUGUUGCGAAAAAGCCAGAAGAGCAAAGUACACCAAAGUCAAUUGGCAAUGAUGAGCUGGACGAUGAGGCCAAGCCGUUGCUCAGUGGCUGUUCACAAAGUAAUUUGCUGGAUUACGAGAGACUUAAAAGUAGUGCUGGCAUUGAGUUGGCUGAGUCUGCGAUGGAACAACAAAUUAAAUCGCCAGCGAGUGUUUGCGGUGGCAACGAUGCUAAGCAGAGUCUGAUGAAGUCAGCCAUUACGGGUAGCGUAAAUAGCCUGUGGAGUAGAACGAGCAGUUGUGAGGGUGCAAAGAUGUUCGAGACUUUUAAUAGGAAUUUGAUUAAAACUAUUAAGGCUGAAAAUCCCAAAAACCGCGGUCCUCGCCUCUGCGCGAUGCGUAUACAGCAGAAUGGACAGAGCAACAUACUACUCGACAACAUUGAGUCCAUGGAGGCGGUAACACCUGUAAUUUAUAAGCGGCGGGAGCGUCUGUUAGACGAAGAGUUGGACGACACUAAGGAUAUAAUAACCUCGAAUGCGACAAGUGUGCAAGUGAGCAUUGAAAGAGCAUCGGAGAUUAAUCAAGACGUGAUUGUGGUAAUAGCAGAGGGUGCAACGGGGGAGGAAGAAAAAUUGGUGGACACAAUGAGCAUACAAACAGAGGUAUCAGAAAGAAAUACAAAUUCUCAAUCGCAGCUUAAUGAAAAUGCGCAAGAAUGUGCUUUGACUGUAAAGGAAGUGGGUGAUGCAGUAACCGAUAGGUUAUGUGGCGGAGGAGUAGAGAUAGAAAACGCUGCUGCGGACAAUGUGAAUGGCGCAACAGCAGCGCUUAUAAAUUUAUUGGAAGCGCCCACCGCACAAAGAGAUUCUACCAAUGCAGUUGCAAGCUUGGAUGGUGUCAACGUCAGAGCUGUGGAAAAGGAAUUUGACAAACGUUCGUUGAGCAAUCAAAAAUCUACUCUAAGUCAGCCCACCAGUGCGCUGGACGUUGCGCUGACACAAGCCGCCGCUGCCACAGCGGCAACCACAACCACUGGCAGCAAUAAUAUGCGCCUUGAUGCACAAAGGUGUGCGCAGGCGCAAAAGCCGAAGCAUGCAGGCGCAUAUUACUCGCUACAAAAUGAGUCCAGCUCCAGAAAUUCACACAAUUCCAAGUCUUGUACACAAUCUAGUUCCGUCAGCGAUGCCAUUGACUUUCAAGAGAGCAUCAUACUGCGACGACAACAGCUCAAUCGUGUUGCCGAAUGGGUGCAGAGCAACACGCAGCAGCUGGAGCAACAACAACAACAGCAGCAGCAGCAACGUGUGCAGCAGCAGCAGACGCCAAGUUCUGCUAACAACUGUGACUCGUCGGGCGGCACAGAUCGACAGUCCUCCUUUUCGACGCUCGACCAACUCGACUCCGUCUCAAUGGAGAAACUCUCUAUGGAUUCGGGCUAUAAGACUACACCACAACCGCACACGAAUGGCUACCAUCAGACAUUGGAUGAUGCGAAUAAAUCUACCGAAGACUCACUCUCGCCCAAGACCGACACUAAUUCUAGUCUCAACAACAACAACAAUUGCAAAAAUAGCUCCCACUUCAAUCACUACCCAACGAGUAGCUACAAUCAAGCCGCGCCAGCGCAAACCUACACCGCAAACACUUAUUACCGCCGCACAACACGCUCUGGCCUGCCGGUGCCCUAUUCCAGCCCGGAUCCAAAUCAAUCGUCCGCCGCUGAGGCGUUCUUAAAUAACUACAACAACAUCAACAACAACAAUAGCGCUUGCAGCACAACGCCAAUGCUGCCAGAGCAGCCAACUUGUGAUAUACUCAACUAUAAGUACUACCCCAGUGAUACGGAUAAGACGCGCGCCAUUAGCGCCGAGCUGCACACAACCACACAACAUGUGGACAUCGCUCAGAUGGAGUACAAUGUGAAACAAUUUUUGCUCAAACAGAACGAAUGGUCUAUGCGCGCUGGCGCAACACGCGGUGGUCGCAGCGGCAUGCACACGUCCGUCUCGAACCUGAGUAGCGCCAAUUCGCAGGUGACGCUCAGCAGCCAACGUACGCAGGCGACAGCGAAAACUUUACGGCACUUGAAACUUUUUAGUGGCGUCCGUGUGGGACCGGGUGUGGGCGCAAGAGUGCAACCAGCUAGUGUGAAGGAUGCAGCAGCGAUGACUGGAACUGCUACGACUAACAGCCGGAAUGAACGCGAGCUCAAAGCGAAGUUGACUUCAAGCUGCGGUGAUGGCGUGACAGCAGCGCUGGGGUUGAGCGCCAUGCCACAAAGGACUGAAACGAAUUUAUAAGCAAAUUUAGAUAUUUAAUUAAGAUAAAUUACUACAGCUUAAGCUCAAUAAUUGCAUACACACACACACAGACAUGCACACAUACACACAUCUAUACAUACAUAGGUAUAUAUGUAUGUAGUUAUAUAUAUGUAGUGAUAAUGUCCAACGGAAGGGUGAGGUAUUCGAAAUGGCAAAGGAAUUGUAACAGAGCUUAGAAGCUUUGAAGCUGCAAAUAUAUGUAUGUAUAUUAAUUCAACUCAUUUUUAUAAUCAAUACUUAAAUGAAACGAAAUAAAUACUCGAUUUAUGAAUGAAAUGUAAAGCCAGUCUAAAAGCCAGCAAAAAAUAUUAUGAAAAUAAAAGAUGUGUACCGUAAAUGUAUUUACUUUAAAUAUCUAAAAGGAUAUGAGCUUCAGCAGCUGCUUGUAUGUACGUGGGUAGAUAUAUAUAUAUAUAGCACUGACGUUUAGCAUAAAUUGCGCUUGCCAUAAAAAGUAAAAUU
Molecule: messenger RNA, 4320 nt
Organism: Rhagoletis pomonella (apple maggot)
Lineage: Eukaryota; Metazoa; Arthropoda; Insecta; Diptera; Tephritidae
Product: probable serine/threonine-protein kinase nek3
Exons: 5
Coding region: 94-3837 (1247 amino acids)
Source: RefSeq, a predicted model, not a curated record